Messenger RNA from Harmonia axyridis, 1802 nucleotides. Its product is annotated as trehalase-like. Gene Ontology annotation, biological process: trehalose catabolic process. The transcript has 3 exons. Gene Ontology annotation, molecular function: alpha,alpha-trehalase activity. NCBI's taxonomy places the organism in Eukaryota, Metazoa, Arthropoda, Insecta, Coleoptera, Coccinellidae. Bases 143 to 1786 code for a protein of 547 amino acids. The record is from RefSeq and is a predicted model, not a curated record.
UCCAUUUAUCAUUUUAAAUUUUGCACAAAAAAAAUACUGUUUUUCAUAUCAUACAUCAAUUUGAGAGUUCUCACACUAACGUCAACAUUUUCUUGUCAAAACCAAAUUUCACUUUUCGUGUGGCCCAAAUUUUUGUCGCAAGAUGUAUAUGUCCGCGAUUUUUGUUUUUGUUCUGUUUGCUGUCUUCAAAUUAUCAGUCCAAUCUCCAUAUUACCAGUGUGAUGACCCUAUAUUUUGCUCUGGAAAAGUGCUCCACACUGUACAGUCCCUCAGAAUCUAUCGUCAUUCCAAAACGUUUGUUGAUCUGAAGAUGUCCAAUACCCCAGACGUCAUCCUUCAGAAUUUCGACAUAUUCAUGUUCAAAAACGCUCAUAAACCAAGUGCUGCUAGUGUUAGAAAAUUCCUAAGAGAAAAUUUUGGCGAUGGUGAUGAGCUUGAGACUUGGCUCCCUCCUGAUUUCAAAAAUAAUCCAAGCUGGUUGCUGAGGAUAAAAGAUCAAAGAAUAAGAAAAUUCGCAUUUGAUUUGUUGCAAGUAAUACCGAAAAUUACGAGGAAAGUGAGGCAGAAUGUUCUGGAUCAUCCAAUACAUUAUUCCUUCAUAGCUGUUCCCAACGGAUUUGUAGUACCAGGCGGUAUCAAUAAGGAAUCAUACUAUUUAGACAGCUAUUGGAUUAUAAGAGGGUUGUUAGUGAACGACAUGACCACUACAGUUAAAGGCAUCUUAAACAAUUUCAUACUGAUGGAGAAAAAAUAUGGAUACAUACCACGAGGAACAAGAAUUUAUUAUUGCAACAACUGGCAACCACCAGUUUUGAGUCUUCUGGUUGAUCUCUACAUGAAGCAAACUAACGACAUUUAUUGGUUGCGAGAAAACAUCGAUGUUCUUGACCACGAGCUUAGGCAUUGGCUGAACUAUAGGUGUUUUGAGUUGACAAGAAACGGCGAAGUUUAUACCUUAGCCAGAUACACUAAUAGUAAUCCCAACCCAAGACCUGAUAAGUACCAUUUAGAUUACAGUUACUGCUCAAUUUUCAAUACAACAAAUUUAGUCAAAAUGUGCUACACUAACAUCAAGGCACCUGGUGGUUCAGGAUGGUAUUAUCCAGAAAGGUAUAUAUUCGACGAGAACUGCAGUACUAAUGCAAGUGUGGCUUAUACUUAUCCAAGAAGGGUUCUACCAGUUGAUCUAAACGUCUAUUUAUGCAAAAGUUUCCAGGUGAUGUCCCAAUUUUAUGAAAAAUUGAACGAUCAUAUUAACGCAACCUUUUAUAAAAAGAAAUACGAACAUUGGAUAAGAAGCAUACAAAAAAUCCUUUAUUCGGCAAAUGAUGGCAUUUGGUACGACUACGAUAUAGGACAACAUAAGAAACGACCUUACUGUUAUCCUACAAACUUUGCACCACUUUGGGCAGAGAUCUUCGACAAAAGGGAAACACCAAAGUUGGGCAAGAAGGCUCUGGGUUAUUUCAAGAGGAUGAACAUGAUGCCAUUUAGAGGUUCAGAAGGGUUGCCGCAACCCAAGCAUGAUCUUCUCAAAAUGUUUAUGCCCUUCAAGCACAUGGUAGUUUUAGGCCUAUACAAUUCUGGCGAUGCGGAAGCUCAAGAUUAUGCUAGAGAGUUUAUGAGACGUUGGUUGGUACAAAGUAUAGAAUGCGAAUGUUGCAAAUAUGACAUUUACGAUGAUGUUGACUUAAGAAGUUACGAAUUUAGGUGGGGAUGUGGCUGGUUGGUAGUAUGUUCAUUGGAUCUCAUAAACACUUUUUUUGUAACACCAAAAAUGGAAUAAAAAAAAAUUACAGUGA